CGCUUGCGUGCUGGGGCCGCAGUCCGUUUGUCCGUCCUUCCCGCUACCUUUCUCCCGCUCCUGCCUGGGUCUGCAGAGGUCAUAGGACGCGGGGACCGGGCCUGCGUCGCCUGUGGCAGCGGGAGUGACUGCUGCGGGUUCGCGGAGACCCCGAACCCCAAGGGCAAGAGGAGCGCGUGGCGGACCAAAGGGAGCCGGUGGACGGCCGCGUGCCCACCAAUAGGUGCGGGGCUCGGAGCCGCCCAUCCUGCGCGGUCCCUCCCUCCGCCCCCGCCCCCCCCUCCUCCCGCGCCGGCUCCGGCUCCUGCUCCUCCGCCGCGCGUCUGGCACUCGGAGCGCCGCAGCGGCAGCGGCGGGUACAGCCUGCGCAGAGUCAGGUCGGGACGCCCAGCGGCAGCCGGGGACGACCGAGGGCGCGCGCCGCAGUCACCACCCUCAGCCUCGGUGGCAGCUGCUGACCCGCCACCAUGGCCCGCGGAAAAGCCAAGGAGGAGGGCGGCUGGAAGAAAUUCAUCUGGAACUCGGAGAAGAAGGAGUUUUUGGGCAGGACCGGUGGCAGUUGGUUUAAGAUCCUUCUGUUCUACGUGAUCUUUUAUGGCUGCCUGGCUGGCAUCUUCAUCGGAACCAUCCAAGUGUUACUGCUCACCAUCGAUGAAUUCAGGCCCACGUAUCAGGACCGAGUGGCCCCGCCAGGAUUAACACAGAUUCCUCAGAUCCAGAAGACAGAAAUUUCCUUCCGUCCUAAUGACCCCAAGAGCUACGAAGCGUACGUGCUGAACAUUAUCAGGUUCCUGGAGAAGUACAAAGACUCGGCCCAGAAAGACGAAAUGAUUUUUGAAGACUGUGGCAGUGUACCCAGUGAUUUCAAGGACCGAGGACCCUAUGAGAGUGGCCCAGGCGAGCGAAAAGUCUGCAGGUUCAAGCUUGAGUGGCUGGGAAACUGCUCUGGAAUAAAUGAUGAACAGUUUGGCUACAAAGACGGCAAACCCUGUGUCAUUAUAAAGCUCAACCGAGUUCUGGGCUUCAAACCUAAGCCUCCCAAGAACGAGUCCAUGGAGACUCUUGCCAUGACGAAGUACAGCCCCUACGUCCUGCCUGUGCAGUGUACUGGCAAGCGAGAUGAAGAUAAGGACAAAGUUGGAAACGUGGAGUACUUCGGGAUGGGUGGCUAUGCCGGGUUCCCGCUGCAGUACUACCCCUACUAUGGCAAGCUCCUGCAGCCGAAGUACCUGCAGCCCCUGCUGGCCAUCCAGUUCACCAACGUCACCUUGGACACGGAGAUCCGCGUUGAGUGCAAAGCGUACGGUGAGAACAUUGGGUACAGUGAGAAAGACCGCUUUCAGGGACGCUUUGAUGUGAAAAUUGAAGUUAAGAGCUGAUCACAAGCAGAGACCUUUCCCACUAGCCAUUUAAAAAGUUAAAAAAAAAAAAGAUACAGAAACCUACUAGUCUUGAACAAACUGUCAUACGUAUGGGACCUACACUUAAUCUAUAUGCUUUACACUAGCUUUCUGCAUUUAAUAGGUUAGAAUGUAAAUUUAAAGUGUAGCAAUAGCAACAAAGUAUUUAUUCUACUGUAAAUGACAAAAGAAAACUACAAAUUGAGCCUUGGGACGUGCCCAUUUUUACUGUAAAUUAUGAUUCCAUGACUGACUUGUAGUAAGCAGUGUUUCUGCCCCGAGUAUUGCUGUGUAUUUUAUUUAGUGUACAGUAUUCUAGGUGUACACUCUGGUCAUUUUUUCAAGCCAUGUUUUAUCAUAUCUGUUUUCUACUUUCUGUGAGCAAGGUUUGCUGUCCAAGGUGUAAAUAUGCAAUGGGAAUAAAACUGGCAUGGUACUUUGUUUUUUUUGUUGUUGUUGUUGGGGGCGGGGGGGCUGGCUCUUUCAAAGAUCAUUAAUGACCCAUCAACGAGUAUUUUUAACACACUCCAUAGUCUUUUGCCUGUGGUCUUAGGUCUUUUUUUUUCCCCCUGGGGCUGGUGGGGGGUGGGGUGGGUUGUCACGGGGAACUGCCCUUUCAAGUUUAAGUGACACUACAGAGAAACCCAGCUGUGAUGGGCAGUGUCAUGCUUUGUGGUGAAUGCCAUCUUGCCAUCAAUUACGUUGUCCUCCAGGAUGUUCUGACGCUGUGUGGGAGGCCUGGCUCUCCCGUCACUUUGGCCAGUGAUCAGGCGAGUUGAUUUGCUUUGUACGUUUUCUUUUACUUUCCUUUUCUCUGGAGGCAUCACUUGCUGGUGCUGUGUCUUCAUGAAUGUUUUAACCAUUUUCAUGGUGGAAGAAUUUUAUAUUUAUGCAGUUGUACGAUUUUAUUUUUUUCUGCAAGAAAAAAGUGUAAUGUAUGAAAUAAACCAAAGUCACUUGUUUGAAAAAUAAAUCUUUAUUUUGGACUUUAUAAAAAGCAACGCAGUGCCCCAUAGACUGGUGUUCAAUGUUGUCUGCAGUGCAAACCCAUGUCCUCACAUAUGUAACAAUCGACCGUGUAUUCAGUCAGGUGAAAACAAUGGACAAUAAACGAAUGAACAUUC
Messenger RNA from Rhinolophus ferrumequinum (greater horseshoe bat), 2524 nucleotides. It is a transcript of the gene ATP1B1, whose product is annotated as ATPase Na+/K+ transporting subunit beta 1. The coding region runs from base 468 to 1379 and encodes 303 amino acids. Gene Ontology annotation, biological process: potassium ion import across plasma membrane; intracellular potassium ion homeostasis; intracellular sodium ion homeostasis. The record is from RefSeq and is a predicted model, not a curated record. Gene Ontology annotation, molecular function: ATPase activator activity. Lineage: Eukaryota; Metazoa; Chordata; Mammalia; Chiroptera; Rhinolophidae. Gene Ontology annotation, cellular component: sodium:potassium-exchanging ATPase complex. The transcript has 6 exons.